GUCAUGUGAUCACUGGAUCCUUCAGCUGAAAGAUGAAGCAUGAACUCUAUCCAGAGCUUCAUCACGUCUCCUUUCACUUUCUAAAAAGGAAAAAACAAUUAAAGAAAUCUGCUGAGAGCUGAAUGUGUGAAGACAACAACUUGAGAGUCUGUGCAAAUAACGAAUGAUGGAAAACGUUUGAUGUCUUUCAUAGUUACAUUGAAACCAGCAUGUAAUCACGUCCCCUCAAACCAUUAGUUUAACGGUACAGAAGUGGCACUUUAAUCUUUCUAAAGAUGACAGAAAACCUGUACGAGACGAAUCAGUUCACCAACCACGCCAACGGGACCUAUUUGUUCCAGCACAGCCCAAGCGCGUUGGGUGCACCUCACUAUGGCGUACCAAAUGUGAGCUCGAUCCAGUCAUCUCCAAUGUCUCCGCGACUCAACCACGAGCAGAUAACAUCUCCUGGCACUCCAGGACAUGAACUUUCUCCAAUGCUUGAGAUGCCAAACAGCGGCGGGACUUGGGAAUAUAACCAGUUUGGAAGGACAUCAUCAUGGGGAUCUUCUUCUCAUGAAGAACUACCCGAAAUCUACCCGUUUAACAUCACGUUUCAAAACAACUUAUCACUGACUUGCAAAGACAACGGCAGUGCUUCUCAUCCUUACAGGUUGGACUCGUUCUCAAAGGCCUUCUCUACGAAAAACAUGCAACUUCUAUUUGGUGAUAGUAACAGGACAGAUGAUAAGCACUCAGAAAAUCACAUUUCAGGGGUUUUGCACUUGCCUCAAAGUCUCCCAGAAGGAUCAGACAGGCAACCUUUGGAGUCUCCGGUUUUUAACCCAAUGGUCAUUCAAGGUCAAUGCGAUCAGACCGGCUUCCAUCCAUCAGAAAGCCAAAACUCAUUGCACGGCCUUUACCAAAACCACCAACAGUUUCACUAUGGAUCCCAGCAACACAAACAGAAAGUGAACAACAUGGAGCAGGUAAACAGGAGUCUCCAAAAGCCACAGAGCUCCUGGCAGCAUCAGCACGGCUAUCAAAGUCACCCAAUGCCAUAUCCGAUGGCCUUGAAUCAACAACAAAGAGGGAUAUUUGCACAUAAAACUCACCUGGACUCUCAUGAACCUGCUCAAUCGCCAACCUGCGACCACUGUCAAGACUUUAAAGUCCCGGAGCAGCAGAUCUUCCAUUAUCAAGACCAACAACAUCUUCGAUCGCUUUCCCAACCUGGCAAUCCUUACCUCGUGCAAGAUAAUGUGCAAUCAAUCCCUGCAAAGCAAAACAACAUGUUUAGCGAUGGUCAUCACUCGGCACCCAACACACCCGUUUUCUCGAGUCCCAAAGAAGACCAAUCUGCUUUCAACUUUCCUCACCGAAGUGAAGACCUCUGCAGCCCACUUUACCAAAACAGGAGCUCAGGGGUCUGUAAAACUCUUCCACAGAUGACUAUGAGGGGGGAUAUUUUUCAUCAUCGCACCGCACAUGCACCUCAGUGGUCACAGACACCUUCACCAGAUAUUCAAGAUGAGGCCAUUUCACCUCAUUUCAGAGCAGAACCUGGGUUUUCGAGAGAGGACGGAUCUCAUGCAAAGAUGAGAUGCACCGUUUGUCACAGGGAGUUCAAAAGUCUCCCGGCUCUGAAUGGUCACAUGCGCUCACAUGGAGGACUGCGGACACACCCCACACCCCUCAAAAUGAGAGACGGGCACAUUCAUCUGUCUGAAGCUGCUCAAAGCAACCCCAUCCUCUUACCUGUGUCAGUACCUGUCAAGGACAACCAGACCCCAACCAAACUCACGCUCAGCCUUCUGUGCCACCAGAAAGAUAAUGAACAAAAUGGUUUAAUUAAGACUGGUGCACAGUCACCCCUCCCAUCUCUACGAAACCACCCUUCCUGUAUAAAGAGAUCUGUCUCGGAUGGAGAAUGUGCACCAAAGGUGGUGAAAAAGAGGUACCGCCGCUGUCUGGUCCCAUUGAUGAUUCCUCCGCCCAGCACCAGUCAGGAGUCCAGAGGCACCGUGCUCUUCCACAGUCAGCUCAGGACGGUGAGCAGCAUGGGGGACGACGUGCCCUACACCCCUCUACCCAUGCUCAGCCCUGUACGCCCGGGAUCAGGCCUCUUCAGCGCCAUCAAUGGAAAAGGCAAGAGCGUCUUGGUCAAGUCUGCUGCAGAUGGGGCUUGA
Molecule: messenger RNA, 2168 nt
Organism: Sinocyclocheilus anshuiensis
Lineage: Eukaryota; Metazoa; Chordata; Actinopteri; Cypriniformes; Cyprinidae
Product: transcriptional-regulating factor 1-like
Exons: 6
Coding region: 276-2168 (630 amino acids)
Biological process (GO): negative regulation of DNA-templated transcription; regulation of transcription by RNA polymerase II
Cellular component (GO): transcription regulator complex; histone deacetylase complex
Molecular function (GO): transcription corepressor activity
Source: RefSeq, a predicted model, not a curated record